AUGAACGUCUCUGGAUCAGGAUCCCAUUUGGAGUCAGUGAGUGAAUUCAUCCUUCUGGGUUUUCCCUGCAGCAGGGAGAUUCAGGGCGUCCUGUUUAUAUUAUUCUCCAUCAUCUACCUCCUGACACUCAUGGGAAACGAAGCCAUUAUCUGCACCGUGUGUUGGGACCAGCAUCUCCACACCCCCAUGUACAUCCUGCUGGGGAAUUUUGCAUUCCUAGCGAUCUGGUAUGUCAACUCCACUGUCCCAAACACACUGGUCAACUUUCUUUCAGAGACCAAGGCCAUCUCUUUCACUAGUUGCUUCCUUCAGUUAUAUUUUUCCUUUUCCAUGGGCUCCACUGAAUGCUUCUUUCUUUCAGCAAUGGCCUUUGAUUGAUACUUUGCCAUCUGUCAUCCUCUGCAUUAUGCCACAAUUAUGACUGCACAACAUUGUUUCAACCUAGUGAUUUCCUGUUGGAUGUGUGGCUUUCUCUGGUAUCUGGUGCCUGUUAUUCUCAUCUCCCAACUGCCUUUCUGUGGUCCUAAUGCAAUUGACCACUUUGUAUGUGACUCAGGCCCAUUGCUGACCCUUUCGUGUGCUCCUGCUUCCAGGUCCAAGCUUGUCAGCUACAUCCUAAGCUCCCUCAUCAUCCUCCUUAGCUUCCUUUUCAUCCUCAGCUCCUACGCCCUGGUUCUACUUGCUGUGCUUCGGUUGCCUUUGGCAGCCAGUCGGCAUAAGGCCUUUUCAACCUGUGGGUCCCACUUGACUGUGGUGCUGCUAUUCUAUGGGACCAUUAUGGUGAUGCGUGUGAGCCCUGGAUCCCGCCACUCUACCAUGGUGCCAAAGAUCAUGACCUUGUUCUAUGCAAUGGUGACUCCUCUCUUCAACCCUUUGAUUUACAGUCUCAGGAAUAAGGAAAUGAAAAAUGUGGUUUACAAGUAUUUGUUUCCAACAAAAUUAAAGGAGAUUGUCCCAAAAGAAGAACGUGAGGCAAGGACUUGGGUGCAGGUAGUUUAUCAGGAAGUGAUUUCAAGAAGCAGGAAUGAGAAAUAA
This is a messenger RNA of Diceros bicornis minor, 1035 nucleotides long. Its product is annotated as olfactory receptor 11H12-like. Gene Ontology annotation, biological process: G protein-coupled receptor signaling pathway. NCBI's taxonomy places the organism in Eukaryota, Metazoa, Chordata, Mammalia, Perissodactyla, Rhinocerotidae. Gene Ontology annotation, cellular component: membrane. The transcript has 2 exons. Gene Ontology annotation, molecular function: G protein-coupled receptor activity; olfactory receptor activity. The record is from RefSeq and is a predicted model, not a curated record.